CCACUCCCACGCGUACCAACAUGGCCACCGUGACAACCACCACCCACACCUCCCACAAGACCAGUAACAAACCGCGGGACACCACCUACAUCAGCAACAUCCCGACCCCGACCGGCGGCUUCGCGCGCAUGGAGAUCGCGCAGGACGUGCCCCCGCACCCGGACUACUACCCGCGCGAACGCCAGGACAUCGCGCUGACCUUCCGCGGCUUCGUCGACCCGGACAUCAAGUCCGACGUCAUCCCGGACUACUACCCGGGCAUGUUCGACAACGAUCCCUACGCGCGCAUCGUCGCCCCGGCGCCGCCCAAGCGCGUGGACUCGCUCGUCGCGCCCCCCGCCGAUCUGCCCGAGUACCUCAAGGCGUACCACGACAAGCUCCCCGCCACCCCCGAUGCCCCGGCCGUGCAGUACAACCGCGGCACCCGCCACCGGGAUGCGUCCAUCUACGUGCCGGAGGAGGAUGAGCUUGUUUGAGGAAUGUGUGUAUGUCCCUGACGUGUUUCACUUUAACCAAAAAAUCGAACAAAAAUUAAAAAAAAAACACAAAAACAAAAAAAA
Messenger RNA from Aspergillus fijiensis CBS 313.89, 560 nucleotides. RefSeq lists its product as uncharacterized. The transcript has 2 exons. Lineage: Eukaryota; Fungi; Ascomycota; Eurotiomycetes; Eurotiales; Aspergillaceae. The record is from RefSeq and is a predicted model, not a curated record. The coding region runs from base 21 to 476 and encodes 151 amino acids.